Molecule: messenger RNA, 2636 nt
Organism: Strongylocentrotus purpuratus (purple sea urchin)
Lineage: Eukaryota; Metazoa; Echinodermata; Echinoidea; Camarodonta; Strongylocentrotidae
Product: sodium/potassium/calcium exchanger 3-like
Exons: 16
Coding region: 135-1811 (558 amino acids)
Biological process (GO): calcium ion transmembrane transport; intracellular calcium ion homeostasis
Cellular component (GO): membrane
Molecular function (GO): calcium, potassium:sodium antiporter activity; calcium channel activity
Source: RefSeq, a predicted model, not a curated record
GUGGUCAGAGGCAUCAUGCUGGAGCGGACUUCGCAGCCAACAAUGAGCACAAGAUCUACGACGAUGUCGGAGCCGGUGGUGGAGAACUCGGUCAGUUACGACGACGUUUGCUUGCUGAGACAUCAAGUCCAGGCAUGGACUAUUUUACGGAUUUUACCAGCGGCGUACACGAAGUGGAGAUGAAUUGUACCCCUUCAACCAUUGAGGAAUUCCCUGGAGAUCUGUUCACAGAAGAGCAACGAGCAAAAGGAGCGUUUAUCACACAUGCCAUAUGUGCCGUAUACAUGUUUAUUGCCCUGGCCAUUGUCUGUGAUGACUAUUUUGUGUCUUCGCUGGAGAAAAUAUGUGAGAACCUCAGCUUAACGGAGGACGUUGCCGGGGCAACCUUCAUGGCGGCCGGAAGUUCUGCGCCAGAGCUCUUCACUUCAGUAAUAGGUGUGUUCAUUGCCAAAGGAGACGUAGGAGUGGGCACGAUCGUGGGAUCAGCUGUUUUCAACAUUCUUGUCAUCAUUGGAUUAUGCGGACUGUUUGCCGGUCAGGUAGUCCAUUUGUCAUGGUGGCCUCUAUUCAGAGAUACAUUGGUCUACGCAAUUUCAGUAGUAACUCUCGUCUUGGUCAUUCGGGAUGGAUAUAUCAAUUGGUAUGAAGCAUUGGUCAUGCUACUGAUGUAUUUGUGCUACGUGAUCAUUAUGUGGUGCAAUCCCCGCCUGUUUAAACAAGCACAGAGGUUAAACGAGAGGAGAAGAAAGAAGAGGGAAACGUGCAAUAACGGCAAAUCUGCAAUCCAACUCGAGCAAGUAACACCACUCAAUGCAACAGAAGAUAUCACAACGAAUGGUGAAAAGAAAGAAGUAGAAGAGGUCGAUGGAGAGUUCAGCAAUUCACCUAAAAGAUUAACAUUUUCUGAUGCUGGUUUGAGGUUGAUGUUAACCAAGCAAUUUCCUGCUCGCACGCGACUGAGGACUGCAUGUUGGCUCAUCAUCACUGAGCAAAAACAAUUGGAGGCUGAAAGCGGCGGGAAGUUUCCAACGACAUACACCCACCGGCCAAGCCUACCGGAGACAGAGAAGAACGGCAAUGUACCUCGGAGUGACUCCAUAUGCAAAGAUGAGAGUGUUGAUUUGUCGAUUGAUAAAGAGGGGACAGAGGAUGUAAUCAGUGAGCGAAGCUUCCCAGAAAUAGAUUCUCCUUUUAGUUUACCAAGUGGUAUAAUAAACAUACUCAAAUGGAUCGUCACCCUACCUAUCUGUAUUCUACUGUUCUUCACAAUCCCGGACUGUAGAAGAAAACGUUUCGAUCGGUGGUACAUGGUUACAUUCUUUAUAUCAGUAGCAUGGAUUGCUAUCUUCUCUUACGUCAUGGUGUGGAUGGUGGCUUAUAUCGGCCACACCCUUCACAUUCCCGACACCAUCAUGGGCAUUACUUUCCUGGCCGCUGGCACCAGUGUUCCUGAUGCUAUCGCUAGUUUACUGGUUGCGAGAGAAGGUUUGGGUGACAUGGCAGUAUCAAACAGCAUUGGCAGCAACGUCUUUGACAUUCUUAUUGGACUGGCACUUCCCUGGUUUAUUAAGACAGCAUUCGUCAGUUACGGUACCAGAAUCAAGAUCAACAGUAAGGGUCUUCUUUAUUCGGUUCUUCUCUUAUUUGCUUCCGUAACUGCAACGAUACUGGCGAUUCAUUUCAACAAGUGGAGGUUAGACAAACGGCUCGGAGUGCUACUGACUUGUUUUUAUGUUGUCUUCCUCUCCUUCUCAAUCAUGGUUGAAAUGAACGUAUUCGGUUAUGUUAACCCACCAAUGUGCAAGACUUAGGAACAUCUGACACCAGCUCCCGUUUAUCGAUGCAGAAGACAUAUGUUAACCCUCUAUUGAAACUUCUGGAAAGGAGCCCUCUAUUUGAUAACCUACAUUUCAAGUCUGACCAGGGACCAAGCUAUCGGUCAGAAGAUAACAAAGGUGAUCCCUUUGUUUCUGUGAGAAUUACAGGAGACAAAUGAAGACAACUACCAGAAAGUACUGGUCACAUGUACGAGAAUAGUGGUUUAAUCUAAUAAGAAUGGCGUUUGUAUGAUCCCUAGACCUUUACUCGCGAAGUAAGGAGCGGAGUUAAGCAGGGUAGCCUCGUCUAAUUCAGAAAAUGAUGGGAUAAAUCAAGAUGAUCAGUAUCACAACCAGCAUUAUUCGCCACCAUCGUCUUAUAAAUCCCAUGCUAUCGUGUGCUACGUCUAAUUUGAACCGAAAUGACAUCCGCCAGAGAGGUCAAAUGUCAGUCUUAGAGUCGAAACUAUCUUGUUAUGGACUUUGAAAAGUGAGGUUGUACAUUUCUAGUGUGUUUAAUAUUAACAUGAAUGCCGUUUAUCGCCAGGGGAAAGUGAAAAAGAACUGUUGGCAGAAACUCCAGGGAGUGGUUUAAACUAUUUUGAAGUUGAAUACUGAUUUAAAAUGUUUGGCUUGCUUGAGAAUUAAUGAAGUACGCAGCCCAUUGUAUUUUAUUUGAAGUUGUUGGAUCAGAAUAACAGUUGGAAUGUGGUCAUUACUUGCUUUAUUGAAGGAAAAAUAUAGAUGACGGCGAAAACGUAACCUGCCGUGAUGAUUAUUGAAUUUGAUAGUUUGGCGGUUCAUGACGAUUGUUUGAUU